Messenger RNA from Anopheles stephensi (Asian malaria mosquito), 1239 nucleotides. RefSeq names its product protein FAM177A1. Lineage: Eukaryota; Metazoa; Arthropoda; Insecta; Diptera; Culicidae. The transcript is spliced from 2 exons. The record is from RefSeq and is a predicted model, not a curated record. Bases 173 to 700 code for a protein of 175 amino acids.
AUCCGCCUCACUGCCUUAUUUUGUUGUGACAACAAACGAACAAAGUGAAAAUUGCGUAGCAUAAAAGCACAUUUUCUCUGCGUUGUGCUUCGUUACGAUCGUGGAAAGUGCAUAAAGAUUGCCCGUAAAUUGACGCCGCUUGUCGAAGGAAACGCCGUACGUAGGAUCAAGCAUGACGAAGGUGGAAAUCCCGCUCAAGAAUAAGUCCGACCCAUCGGAAACAUUCAUUCAAAACGAGAAGGACGUUGAGGUGCGGGUACGGGCACCGAAAAAGGUGUUGCAUUUUAGCGAUGGAACGUUGGAAGAGUUUAGUGACGAUGAGGAGGAUCAGGUCGAUAAGCCAGCACCAGCGCCAGUUGAUGAGUCUAAACUGAACUGGGGCGAAUGGAUGCGCUACAAAACGUGCAAGCUUGGAACCACGGUACUGGCCGGAUGUGACUACGUAGGUGAAGGACUUGCAUCGUUCCUGGGUAUUACGACACCGAAGUACAGCUACGAGAUUGAGGAAUUCAAACGGAUGCAAGCGGAACAGCAGGCCGAAGACCGUGCCAUUCAAACGUUCGUGGAGCAAAACCGUCCUCAGCACACGAAUCACAGUGUUUCGGAAGCACCAACCGCUACAAAUGCAAUCGCCGUAUCAAACCCGAAGAGCAAAGACAGCAGCGAAGUUUGUGUGGUAAACGAAAUUCAAAAGUUUUGAAGCAUUUUGUGGUGCGUAUUUUUCCCGACCCUAGCUGGAUUUUGUUGAUAAGGAAUCAGUGUAAGCGACCAGCAGAAGCAAUGCGUGCGUGUAUUAUAGAACGAAAAAUGUAAGUUAAGUCAUUUGAAACGAACACAAGAACGAAGCACAAAUCAUGCUAGGAAGGCAAAAGCACGCCGUUGAGGGCGCAACAUUUAGCUAAUAAGUCUGUUUUAUGGUUUAGAGAACUGAAUAUUUAAACGAUGUAGGAGUUAAGGAUUGAUUUGGAUUGCGAACGAGAUCUCUAAGCUGAUUAGCGAAAACGGGCCGUUAAUUAUACUGAUAUGACGAUGUAUGGACGGUUUCAGCAAACUUACCCUUUGAGACUGAAGGGAAAUUGAAAAUUAUAAAUAUUUAAAUUAAUCAACACAUUUACGGAAUCAUAUUUAAAUAUUGCGAUGGUCUUACCAUUAUUCAUGAGGAAUAAAAUAUGGCAUAAUGUACAAACAUCACAUGUAUAACAGUAACAAAAAUAAAAUGAAGGAUUUGAAAAAAACUGA